This is a messenger RNA of Lingula anatina, 1346 nucleotides long. Its product is annotated as neuronal acetylcholine receptor subunit alpha-7. Gene Ontology annotation, molecular function: acetylcholine-gated monoatomic cation-selective channel activity; transmembrane signaling receptor activity. Lineage: Eukaryota; Metazoa; Brachiopoda; Lingulata; Lingulida; Lingulidae. Gene Ontology annotation, cellular component: postsynaptic membrane. Gene Ontology annotation, biological process: monoatomic ion transmembrane transport. The record is from RefSeq and is a predicted model, not a curated record.
ACAGCGAACACCCACUGCUGGGUAUUAGUCGAGGAAAAUUCAUCACUGGGUGUUCUUGGGCCCAAUUCGUCCUCAUAUCUCCGCAGGGAAAGGUUUUGGGGUUGCUCGUGAGGAUGGAGAACUACGUGAAAUUUUGUGUGAAGUGGUUUAUUGUGUGUUUGUUAGUAUUUCAUUCCAAUGUUAAUGGGGAGGAAGACGAUCACGGUGAUGAAGACCACGCUGCCAUGGAGUCCAGCUUACUUUCCCAUCUCUUCUCAAACUACAAUACGAUCUCCAUGCCCUUCAAUCCGGACGGUCCUGUGGUGGUGAAACUGGGUAUGGCACUGUUUAAGAUGGUAGACCUGGAUGAAAAACAUCAGAUACUUUUUAGCAGUCUUUGGAUGCGGAUGAGCUGGACUGAUAAUCGCUUGAAGUGGAACACUACUGAGUUUGAGAUUGAAGACCUUCAUAUCCCAUACACCCGCGUGUGGCGGCCUGAUAUAACACUAUAUAACGACGUAGGUGAAGACGAAAAAUCCCUGGAUAAAUACCCAGUGAAGGUGCACUCCGAUGGCAGCGUCCUAUGGCUGGCGCCCGUUCUGUACAAAAGCUAUUGCAGGCUGGACGUUAGAUAUUUCCCCUACGACCAACAGGUGUGUCCACUGCGCUUUGGCUCGUGGAGUUUCCAUGGUGACCACCUCCUCCUUACCAAUAUGUCUGAAUCCGGGGAUACCAGCGAGUUCGUUGAUAACGGCGAGUGGGAGCUAGUGGCCAUGCCGUUGAAAACAUCUAUAAAAAGCUACCAGUGCUGUAGCGGGACCUAUGCUCUUGUGACGUUUUAUAUAGUAAUGAAAAGGCGGGCGCUGUAUUACGUCUUUAACAUCAUCAUACCAUGCAUCUUGAUUGUGGCGGUCUCGUUGCUGUCGUUCUACUUGCCACCCGAGUCUGGAGAAAAAGUGUCGCUGGUGGUGACUGUCCUGCUUGCCCUGACAGUUUUCAUGUUACUGAUAGCAGAUAUCAUGCCGCCCCAGGCCGACGUGGUACCAUUUAUAGCGAUCUAUUUCGCCUGCAUUAUUGCACUUCUUUGUUUGACGACCACCAUGACCGUUAUGAUCAUCAACCUGCAAUACAGCGGGAACCAUGGUAACCGAGUCCCUCCGUGGCUGAAGCGAAUCUUGUUUGGAUGGCUAGCAAGACCCUUGUGUCUGAAUGAAUUAAUUCAGUUGAACCUAGAUAUUGUGAAGAACUCCCAGGUAAUGUAUUCCUUCAUUUCUUUAUCAACGUAUGGAUACAUAAUAAAAUAUUGAAUUUUUCAAUUAAUUCAUUUUUCAAUCCAUCCAUUAAUCCAUAUGUGCAGUCGUACACGA